This is a messenger RNA of Cryptomeria japonica (Japanese cedar), 1837 nucleotides long. RefSeq names its product EID1-like F-box protein 3. Gene Ontology annotation, molecular function: protein binding. NCBI's taxonomy places the organism in Eukaryota, Viridiplantae, Streptophyta, Pinopsida, Cupressales, Cupressaceae. The coding region runs from base 704 to 1606 and encodes 300 amino acids. The record is from RefSeq and is a predicted model, not a curated record. The transcript has 3 exons.
CUACUAAAACGUCAGCCAUUAAACUGGCUAUUUAUGCUCACAAAUGCUGGCGAAUCACGCCUGAAUUCGAUCAGAGACAAAAGUUGGAGGAUUGUCCUACUUGGACUUGGACUAGGACUGCUCUUCUCUUCUCUUCUCUUCUUCCCUACCCAUCCAGCCGUCUUUCAGGGUUUUUGCCGGUGGAUAAUCUUAGUACUCUCUAUAAUUAUCCCCACCCAAACCCCAUUUCGUGAUUCCUGCCUUCUCGGGAUUUAUCUCAUUCAUCAUUCAUGCCUGUUCGCAGCGAUUUCCAGUCGGAUAUUUAAGCUCGCUUUUGCACUUCUUUUUUGGAAUUCGGUUACUGGAAAGGGUAUUAAAGCUGCUUGAAUUUAUCCCUUCUUUAUGUUCCCUUCUUGCUCUUUUUCUGCUCCGUCUGUAAAUGUUUGCUGUACUGCGGAUAUUUUGGUAUGCGGUGAAGUUUUGAUCUUCAGAGGCGCAAGGAUUCAGUUUUAAAGCGGUUCGAUUUGCCUUGGAGCCCCUGAUUCUAUAUCUGAGUUUUGUGCGGCUGCCGCUGCAGGGGAUACGGUCCAUUACGUAGCUCUUGUAAAAUUAGGAGGUGUUUCAUUCUGGAGCUCAGCUUUUAAGGAAGAUCAAAGCUAAUUGCUCUGAGAUUUUGCGGAUUGUUGCCGUGAGAAUUUGCUGUUGUUGAGGCGAACAGCAGGUUAUGCCUAGCGAAACCACACAGACAAGUCUCAGCCUGGCAUUUGCAUUUCUACCUAUUAGAUCCCUAAAGCAUCCUACAACUACCUUUGAAAUGGUCGAGUUGAAUGCAAGGCAGGAAACAAGCAUGAGUCUUCCAAGAAAACAGGCGCGGCAGACCUCUAAGGCAGAUGCAGGAAUUUUGGAUGAAAAAAUUCUACUGCUAGUAUUCAAAUCCACAAACUGGAAUCCCUUCCUUCUAUGUCGCGCUGCCUGUGUCUGUAAAAAAUGGUCGGCAAUUGCCAAGAGAUUGCUGUGGAAAGAAUUCUGCUUUUCGCGGGCCCCCAAAAUGGUGUCCGAUCUAGUUGCAGGGUGCAGGUGCAAGAACGGGUCCGAUCGCCUAGAGGGCGGCUGGCACACUCUGGCCCGCCUCAUGUUUUUCUGCGGGGGUUGCCAGGCAACCACCAAUUUCAGAAUCAAAGCUACAUCGCCGGGCCAUUUCAUCAGAACUUCCAGAUUUUCCAAAACAUCCGGCAGAAGCUUCCUGCCGCCUGUUUGCAGAGGGGACACCCUCUACGUCACAGAUCCUUGUGAGCAUGUUAUAGGCCAAUCUGAGGAAGAUGUGGGUAUUUUCCGAGGUAUGUUUAAAGGCUUUUCCAGUUGUAGGACAAGGAGAUGCUUGCUCCAGAGGCAGGUACCGCUUGAACAAAAUAAACUUUGUCCUUAUUGCAGGGCAGGAGUUUGGAGUAUGAUAGCUGCCCGGAUGGUUCCUAACAGUGCCUUCAGGAGGUUGGCUGCCUACGAUGGCAAUCUGGAGUAUUUCAUCUGUGUCAAUGGUCACAUGCACGGCAAAUGCUCCCUCCUCCCACUCUCUGACUCCGAUGAUUGCUCUCACCUUUCUAAUUCUGAGGAUGAGGAGCAAGAAUAAAGAUGCUUCUUCUUUUUUUUGGUAAUGAUGAGCUUGAGUCAGAUAAAACAUUUGGAAUCUGGAGUGAACUAUACUAAUGGAGAGAUUCAAAAAUUACAGUGAAGUUUGCUCCGUCUCUCUCAUAUACCACAUUAGUUCUCAUUUUCUGGGAGUGGACGGUAACUUCGCCUCCGAAUGAGAUGUACAGUAUCGAUAUUUAGUAUAAUCUAAUAAACUCUGUUUUUCUUUCUC